AUUUAACAAUAUUUCAAUUAUAAUUUAAGAAUUUUAAAAUUGAAGAAAAUCAAUAAAUAAAUGGAUUAAGAAGAUAGAAUUUCAUCAUAACUAAAACAAUCUCCUACAUUUUAGUAAGGAUUUACAGACUAAAAUAAAAAUAAGGAUCUGAGCGAUAUAUAAUUCAGUUUAAAUUAAGUUAAGUCACUAAUUGAGGGAAAGCUAAGCUCAUUUUAGAAGUUUUUGGAAGUUGGAAACUCGUCGUAGACUGCUUAGUAACAGUUACUAGACAAUACUUUUGCUAGCAAUAAAAUACUAGAAAACCAUAUAAAUUAAAUAUAAGAGAUUUGCAAAUUUAAUAUUCAAAAUAAUUUAAACAAGCUAAAAGAACCACCAAUACCUUUAGAUUCAAAUAAAGCCUUAAGCUCAGAUGAGAAAAUUAUGAACAACAUGUUUAAUAAGAAUAUGAAUUAGGGGUUACAAAGAAAGUAGGAAAAUUAAAGGAAAAAUUUGUAUUUCAAUGAUAUCUAGUCAAAUAACAAUAGGCAAAUUUAAUUUUAAUAGGAAGAAGCUAAUUAAAUUUAUGAUGAAGAAAUUGAUCCUGAACAAGGAGAAUACUAUGAAGAUGAAAUGGGAACAGGUAACUAUUAAGAGGAUUAUGAUGAAUAUUAUGAUGAUGAUGAUCAAGACUAAGACAUAUAAGAGGAAAUAUAAUAAUAAUAAUAUGAAUAUGAUGAUUAUACUUACUAAAAUUAAAACGUUAAUUCAGCUAAUUUAUAAGGAUAAAUUAGAAAUUACUCCUAUGAUUAUAUGCCUAAAAAUUAACCAAUUAAAUAUUAAAAGCCAUUUGUGUAAGAAGCAUCACAUAAUUAACAAUACUAAAAUAAUUAUAAUUCUUCUUAAUAUAAUAAUUUUAGUGAUUAAUCUCAAUACAUACCAGAUUAGCCACAAUAAUUAAAUUAGAAUAAUAAUCGAUUUUACUAAAAGUCUCAAAGUCCAAAUUACGAAAAUUAUAAAAUGCAAGAACAGUCCUUUCAUAAUGGUUAUGUGAACAGCUUCAAUUAUUAGCAAAAAAGAGCGCCAGGUUAACCUCUCAGAAAUAAACUUGAAUAAGAUCAACGAUUAGAGAUUUAUAGAAAAUUUGAAAUGGAGCACCAUAUUUAAAUUCCUAAAUUUUUUAAAAGCACAUUUUAUUUAUAAAAAACACCCAGGUCAAGAUUUUUCUAGCACCUAACCAACAAUGAAUUUUAUGCUGUGGCUUAAAUCUACGAAAAAUUAGGUACUCAAUAAUAAGUGGCAGAUUUGUUGGAUACAAGUGUACCAAAUGUAAAGAGAAUCCUUACCACAGUUAAAUAGCAAAUAGAAUGUGGAGCUAUUGAACCAACUACACCAUUUACAAUAUUACACUAAUAAAUCAGGUGA
Messenger RNA from Tetrahymena thermophila SB210, 1401 nucleotides. RefSeq lists its product as hypothetical. The record is from RefSeq and is a predicted model, not a curated record. The transcript has 2 exons. NCBI's taxonomy places the organism in Eukaryota, Ciliophora, Oligohymenophorea, Hymenostomatida, Tetrahymenidae.